AUGGCACCAACAAAGACAAUCUCAAAGACACAAGCAUCAGCAUCCUCUAUCAUCAAACUCCCACUCGACACCCGCAACGACCCAACCCUGCGCCGUCUCAACCAGCUCCUCUACAUACCGGAAACCGGGAUUUGGGUCCCCGGCAAGAAGAGCACCCCAAUAUUCGAUUACUCGUCUCACUUUGACCGGUCGGCAAUCAACUGGUUCACCGACGACUAUGUUGGGUUCAACGAAGAUGUCAUGGCGCAGACCAAGGAGCUUGCGCACACGGCCAUUGCCAUGGACCAGAAUUCAUCCGAAGACAUACUGAAUCCCGCAGUGAUAUUCAAACUGUCGCGGACGCAUUGGUAUAACGACUCCAAAUUCAUCGUCACCAAGCCAGCGCCUUAUAUCGGACAGCGACGAGGGAGGACCCUCACCGAUGACUCUGCUCCUAGUCAGGACUCGGGAGAAAUUUAUCAGGAUGAAGUAGUACUAGCAGAGUAUGUUUCGCCCUUGCUAGCCUACGGCGUAACGAAUAUCUCGUUCCCGGACGACUCGCUUCACUCGUCGCACCCGAUCACAGUUCGACCUAUCAAUGCUACUCGUCGCUCGCAAUCUUUCGUCCAGGACUCCGUGUCGUAUGUAUGGGACGUGAACAGGACAUUGUUCCCUGGUGGCGGUGGAGUGUUGAGUUUGUACAAGGGGAUUGGCGCUAACAAGAAGAUUGAGAUUGGAAGAUAUCAGAGCGACAACGGGCAGUUCGUCCCCGGUGGACUGGUGGUGAUUGAUUCCGAUGAGGUGGAUGUGUUGAUUGCUGUGCUGAGCUUGAUGUCUGUGUUGGCGCAGAGAGAGAGCUUCUCUGUUCCCACGGGCAACUGGGCUGGAAUGAUUGUGCAAUAA
Molecule: messenger RNA, 882 nt
Organism: Talaromyces atroroseus
Lineage: Eukaryota; Fungi; Ascomycota; Eurotiomycetes; Eurotiales; Trichocomaceae
Exons: 1
Coding region: 1-882 (293 amino acids)
Source: RefSeq, a predicted model, not a curated record